Messenger RNA from Cololabis saira (Pacific saury), 2029 nucleotides. RefSeq lists its product as uncharacterized. NCBI's taxonomy places the organism in Eukaryota, Metazoa, Chordata, Actinopteri, Beloniformes, Belonidae. The coding region runs from base 208 to 708 and encodes 166 amino acids. The record is from RefSeq and is a predicted model, not a curated record. The transcript is spliced from 3 exons.
UUUUACUAGAAAAUCAGCUUCUGUCAACAACUGAGUAUUUGAAUAAAGUUUAUCUUGAAGUCGCAGCCUGGGAUCAGGUGGAACAGGUCGGACCGGUCCGGGGACACGCCCCAUUCCUCACCUGGCUCACCUGAGGGGCGUCGACGUCUCCAGUCUCACCUGAACCUGAAUCUCACCUGAACCUGCAGAGGAAACACAGACACAGAAAUGGACAAGCUGGCCCGGAUGGUGGGGGACAAAGUGGGGGACAUGGUGGAGGAUGCAGUGAAGAACGCUCUGGGCAUCGAGGACAAGGACAAGGACAAGGACGACGGAGGAGGAGGAUUCAUGUCGCUGUUCGGAGGAGACAAGAAGAAGGAGAAGGAAAAGGAGAAGGAGGGAGGAGGAGGAAUAUUCUCUUUUGGACACGACAAGAAGGACGACAAGGACGACGGAGGAUUCUUCUCCAAGAUCUUUGACAAGGACGAUGACGACGACGGCAGGAAGCAGAAGAAAAGCGGGUUUGAAGGUCUGUUCGCUGAAGGGGAGGGGCCAGGAGAGGCUGGGGGCGGAGCUCUGGGAGGAGGCGGAGCUCUGGGAGGAGGCGGAGCUCUGGGAGGAGGCGGAGCCUACGACCAGGGAGGCGGAGCAAAGACCAUAACGCCGUCGGACAGAGAUCUGUUUGAUGAUCUGAUGGACGUGGCUGACGAGACGGCUGCAGGGAAGUAGACGACCCCGAACCAACUCUGACUCCUGCACGUCCACAUUUACAAACAUCUCUCCUUUUACUGUAUUUACUGUAUUUACUGUAUUUAAUGUAUUUACUGUACGUCCACAACUCCGUCGUAUUCAUGAUUAGAAAAGAAAACUGAAAACUGUAAACGUAUCUAAGGCCAAGUUUCCACAUAUCCGGGUAUUUACAAAAACUGAUAUUUCCCUCUACGUUUAUAAAAAUCCCAUCAUCUCCAGGAACCUGCAUAAAUAUCUGUUAAGGUGCUAUGAGCAGCCAAACCUACAGGGGGCAGUGUAACGAGAAGAUAAAGUCAUGCUAGCCAAUCAGAAUCCUGGAAAAAAACAUCAACAAAUGACACGAGUAACUUCCAGUUACUUCCAAGAUGAACCAGUCUUUGGUUUGGAGUGACAGAGAAGUGGAGUUACUUAUCAACAUUUUGACUUUUUUACCGACAUUUCGACUUUUUUCUCAAAAUUUCAACUUUUUCUCGACUUUUUUCUCAAAAUUUUGACUUUUUUCUCAAAAUUUUGACUUUUUUAUCAAAAUUUCGACUUCUCAAAAUUUCGACUUUUUCUCGACUUUUUUCUCAAAAUUUUGACUUUUUUAUCAAAAUUUCGACUCUUCUCAAAAUUUCGACUUUUUCUCAACUUUAUUCUCAAAAUUUAGACUUUUUUUCGGCCACCUAUCCCCCCUUUUUCUCGACAUUUCAUCUUUUUUCACAGAAUUUCAUCUUUUUUCACAAAAUGUCAUCUUUUUUCUCAAAAUUUCUAGAAAACAGAUAAUUCCCCCUCUACGUUUAUAAAAAUCCCAUCAUUUCCAGGAACCUGCAUAAAUAUCUGUUAAGGUGCUAUGAGCAGCCAAACCUACAGGGGGCAGUGUAACGAGAAGAUAAAGUCAUGCUAGCCAAUCAGAAUCCUGGAAAAAAACAUCAACAAAUGACACGAGUAACUUCCAGUUACUUCAGAGAUGAACCAGAGUGUUUGGUUUGGAGUGACAGAGAAGUGGAGUUACUUCUAAGUGUGACGUUAGAAUAUAAAACAGGUAAAACACAAGAAAAUAUUGACGGUUACAAACUAAUUCUAACCACAGGUGUCACUCAUGACGCUGGUGACGUUUCUGUCUCAUAAUGUGACGUUCUGAAGAAUAAAUGUCCGUUUCUCUCCGUUUACAAGCAAACGUGGAGACGGAGGUUUGAAAAAUCUACACUUUGGUCAUUGUUUUUGGGUAUUAGGCCAUCAGAAUUUAUCCGAAGUGUUGUUUUACUCUACUCUUCUUCACACUUGUGUAAAUAAAUUCUGAUUAAUUUGAAUGAGAGAA